Molecule: messenger RNA, 1812 nt
Organism: Betta splendens (Siamese fighting fish)
Lineage: Eukaryota; Metazoa; Chordata; Actinopteri; Anabantiformes; Osphronemidae
Gene: lysmd1
Product: LysM, putative peptidoglycan-binding, domain containing 1
Exons: 4
Coding region: 283-933 (216 amino acids)
Source: RefSeq, a predicted model, not a curated record
AAUUCUAUUCAAGGCUUCAGGUGGUUGGGUGAUUCCUACUACAUUAAAUGCACCACCCGUGACGGAUCAUGGGACAUUUCAGCAUGCAACAUAUGGGUUCAGACAGCUGACUGCAGGAGACAUGAUGAGAAAACUUAAGCUAAUAACUUUAUCGGCUACUUUUCAGGCUUUCGUUUGAGAGUUUAAUAUAAUACGUUUAAAGGGCAGACACACUGUUCUCAUGAUGUGAAAGUCGACCGGUGCUGGUGGGGCCGCACUCUCCCAACGCCAGCUGAAGGAACCAUGUCCGGGGAGCGAGCGCCGUUAGCCGCCGCGGGCGGAGGUGUGCUCCGCGGUAGCCGCUCGGUAUCGUACGGCAGCUUGGUCCGGUCUCCGGUUCGACAGCGACGCAUUGAGCACAAACUGCAGCCAGGAGAGACGCUGCAAGGCCUCGCCCUGAAAUACGGAGUUUCUAUGGAACAAAUCAAGCGAGCAAACAGACUGUACACUAAUGAGUCCAUAUUCCUGAAGUCAACCUUGUUGAUCCCUGUACUGUCAGAUUUCAAGGACAGUAAUAAUGGGAUGGAUUUGGCUGCAGGUGACAAUAUAAAAGAUGAUCCUGCUUACAUUGGAAGUGAGAAAAAGAAAGAUGAUGGCCAGGAAGUGCUAUCAGACCUCACUCCAGUGGACUUUCUGAAACGGUUGGAUGACUUGAUAACUCAUUCCAAGCAGGCUGCUGUCAAAGGAUGCAAGGAAGCAGAGGAAAGGGUUGCAGCCCUAGAGGCAGCUUGCAGCAGCAGGACAUCAGCCUUGCAGCCUCUCAGAAGGUCACAGAGCAUCAUUUCACCUUCCAGAAUGCAGGAGCAGCAGGCAGCACAUGGGGCUGUGCCCCUCACUAUCACCAAACUCACCAAGAACUUCAGAGAUGAGGAGGAUGAGAUCUUUAAGCUGUGACAUGUUUCUUCUUUCUCAGACAUUUCAGAUGCAGGAAUGGGUCCUGGUGAAGCUCCUGCUUUAAGGAUUUCAUAUGUACCAUUUGAUGUGGACAGGUCCCCAUCAAAUGGCUUGACAAAUACUUAAAACAAUAAGUCUCUAUAUUAAUUUCUCACUAAUAGUAGUCUCAUGUAUUUCUGUAAACAUAGUGUAAUUGAUCAAAAUGUGGCCAUUACACACAGGAGAUAAGUGUAUGAAUGUUGGAGAUGAGAUGUUUGUUCAGAAGUGUGACUGUGUUGUUCAUGUAACUCUACCUCACAUCCUCAAGUCUCUUGAGACUCACUUUUUCAACUUUCCACUGGGAGCAAAACAGCUUUAUUGUAGCCAGUGUAGAAAAUUUAUUUUAUUAGAAGUUGUUUUACUUUGCUUUUAGUAGUAAGUAAAUGUAUAUUUUAUUUAGACUGUGUAUUUCAUAUAUCUUUAAAAUCAUCAUGGAAUUGUUUGUUCAGACAAAUGUUAGCUGUCAUUAGCCCUAGAAAUAGCUUAACUUACUUUACUCUGCACAAUAGUUUACACAAAAAAAUCACUUUAACUCAGUUACACUGAGGUGAAAUAUCAGGUCUCUUCCUUUUCAGUAAUAAUGUAAAACCAAAGACUAAUGUCUGUAAGCCGGUGUCUGGAGCAUGUCUCAGAAAAUAACACGAGUCAACAGUCAGUCAGUGUCAUCAUCAGUGACAUCAUGCGUUGUUCUCUGUUCGCCUGUUCGCUUUAUUGUUGGCAGCUUUUGUCUUUCGGAUGCGUCGUAUUACACUGACUUUCUGAAGCAGCAGCUCAACCACCACCGGGUGGCAGUGCUGCAUCACCGUGGCGUUGUUUCUGCUUGAUCUGCUCCUGUCUUCU